Messenger RNA from Physella acuta, 2049 nucleotides. Its product is annotated as putative E3 ubiquitin-protein ligase makorin-1. Lineage: Eukaryota; Metazoa; Mollusca; Gastropoda; Physidae. Gene Ontology annotation, molecular function: ubiquitin protein ligase activity; metal ion binding. The record is from RefSeq and is a predicted model, not a curated record. Gene Ontology annotation, biological process: protein polyubiquitination.
GCCUAGCAGUAGGCUAGUUUUAGCAGUAAAACAUCAAGUCCAGAUUCUAGUCUACAUUGCUUCAUUACAACGAAACCAUGGCAGAAGGUGGAUAUGACCCAAAAUGUAGAUCCAUUAGCAAAAAUCAACCCAAAUUUCAUCAAGUGUGUAGGUAUUUCUUACAUGGUGCCUGCAAUAAAGGAGAACAGUGUUCAUAUGUUCAUGAUAGAUCUGGAGCUGUGCCUGUAGAAAAUGUAUGCAGGUACUACCAGUUUGGACGAUGUUCCUAUGGAAACAAUUGCAGGUAUGAUCAUGUGAAGGUGAAUAAACACAACACAAAUUCUUCUGCCAGUCAACAUCAGGCAGUAGCCAAUGGCACAACAUCCAAGGGCAUAGAAUCUGGCAACAGAGUUUCAAAUAUGGUUACACUCAAGAAAGGGGGCUACAAAAAUAGCGCACAGUCGACCUCAAAAAGUAAAGUUGAUCAAAGUCAGUGGGUCAAGGCUAGAGAUUUUGUACCUGGGCAGAAAUACCACGGCGCAGUGAGUUAUUCAGAUGCAGUUCAUCCUUUGACUUACUCAUCUGACAUUCCAUCUGAGUCUACAACUGUUGCUAGAGAAGAAGCUUUGAUUUGCCCCUAUUACGCUCAGGGAGCCUGUCACUUUGAGGAAAAGUGUGCAUACAUACAUGGGGAUUUGUGUGAUAUGUGUGGCAUGCCCAGACUACACCCGUAUGAUGCAUUACAGAGAGAAGCACAUCAAAGGGAGUGUAUUGCGGAUCAUGAAAAAGACAUGGAGCUAUCCUUUGCAAUACAGGCCAGCCAGGACAAGGAGUGCGGGAUUUGCCUGGAAAUUGUUAUAGACAAGGACAUCAACUGUAGUAGCUCAGACAAAAGGUUUGGCAUCCUGGAGAACUGCAACCAUUGUUUUUGUCUGAGCUGUAUCAGGCAGUGGCGCAACAGUAAGAGCAUGACCAUACAGACACAUAGAGCCUGUCCCACCUGCCGAACCCACUCAGACUUUGUCACCCCCAGUAAAUAUUGGGUUGAAUGCCCAGAGAAGAAACAGCAACUUAUAAAUGAAUAUAAAGAGGCUCUCAGUGCAAAGCCAUGUAGUUAUUUCAAACAAGGUCGAGGAGAGUGUCCAUUCAACUCCAAAUGUUUUUACCGGCAUGCACUACCAGACGGGACCAGGGUAGAAAGCAAUGUGGUACAGCGGCGGCGCCGAACAAACGCAGAUGGUCAGAGUGCGGCAGAGGAUGAAUUCAGCUUGUGGGAUUUUAUUUCCAGGAGAGAGGAAGACACUUUAAUGUCGUUAGAAGAUGAACUGUCGUUAGUGUUAUUAGGAUUAUAUCAAGACAGUGAUGAUGAUGAUAAUAACAAUAGCCUCUUCAGGUAUAGAUACAAUUUUGACUUGUCAGAUUUUGAUGAUUCUAGCUCAGACUCAGACUUCUAUUGAUAUGUGCCUUUGAAAGUAGUAUUGGUGUUGUAUUAGAAAUAAUUUUUUCUUAAGGCUGUGUUUCAGAAUCGGCAUUGUAAUGGCAUGUUAGAAGAUAAUUUACAAAUGUAUAUGAAUUUCGCAUUCAAAUUUGACCCAAGUACAUUUAUUUGUAAAUAAGAAAAGUUGUUUUAAAAAUUGAUGGGUGUGUUGGAUUUCUUUUUAUAAAGAGAUAGAAAUGAUACCUUAGAAUUUCUAAAUUAUUAGGCAAAAAUGUAUAUAAAUUUGAAUUUAACUUAUCAGUUAUCUAAAUGAGCUUUCCAAUGUUUCAAAAAAUGUUACUUGAAAGUUUGCCUGCUUGGAACUUGUUGAUAAAUACCGGUAAUAAAACUUGAUGUCAUCACUUCAGCUUUCAACAUUUAAUUCCGUUUUUAUGAUUUAUUAAUUUUAAAAUAAAUUUGAUCUCAACAAGUGCAAGGUAAAAAUGUUCUGGCAAACAUUUAGUCUCUGUAUUCUGUGUUUUUGCUCUACAAAUCUAAUACCUUGUAUCAGUUGUUAAAUUUAACUAUGUAAAUUUGGCUAAGUAUUUUAAUUUUUUAAACUGGAAAAUAAAUCUAGACUUGCUGUAGCUUAU